This is a messenger RNA of Vicugna pacos (alpaca), 4871 nucleotides long. The record is from RefSeq and is a predicted model, not a curated record. Lineage: Eukaryota; Metazoa; Chordata; Mammalia; Artiodactyla; Camelidae.
AUGGCUGCGCCCAACGGCGCUUCGGCUUGCGGGGCGCCAUUUUGGGAAGAGUGUCCAUUCCGUACACUGGGGAAAUAGGCCUCCUGCCGGUUUUCAUACAGGGAACACAUGGCUCCCUGGGAUUGGCUAGACACAUGGAGGCAGCUUGUCUCUAGGGCGUAGGGGGCUGCCCCUGGAUCUUGAAGACUACUGGCAGCGAUUCCGAGAGGGGAGAAGAGAUGUGGCUCGGCCUAGGCUGUGUUCUAACAGAAAAUCCGAGGGCUGGCAGCCAUCUUGUCCAAGCGAAUCUGGCUCCGGACUACAUUUCCCAGAGGCCCCGGCGGAUUUAGGGCCGCCCCUUCACUCGCCUGCAGGACCCUCGGCCUCCAGGGAAGGGGGAGUGCAAGGCCUGCCUUCUCAGAACACUAUCCUUUUUCAGGAGAACAGCCCCAAGGAGGACUGAUCAUCUACAGUAUUGAAAGCCAUGGCCCAGGGACCAGUGGUGUUCAGUGAUGUGUCUGUAGACUUCUCUCAGGAGGAGUGGGAAUGUCUGGACCCUGCUCAGAGGGACUUGUACAAGGAUGUCAUGUUGGAGAACUACAGCAACCUGGUGUCCAUGGGACUUUACAUUCCUAAGCCUCAAGUUAUCUCCUUAUUGGAACAAGGGAAAGAGCCCUGGAUGGUUGGCAGAGAGCUGACGAGAGGCCUGUGUUCAGAUCUGGAAUCAAUGUGUGAAACCAAGUUACUGUCGCUUAAGAAGGAAGUUUAUGAACUAGAAUCAUGCCAGAGGGAGAUAAUGAGACUUACCAAGCAUGGCCUUGAAUACGCCAACUUUAGAGAUGUUCUAGAAUAUAGAAGCCACUUUGAAAGACAACUGGGAUAUCAAAAUGGGCAUUUUGGCCAAGAGAUAUUCACUCAUGAAUACAUGCCUACAUUUAUUCAACAGACAUUCUUUACUCUACAUCAAAUAAUUAACAAUGAAGAGAAACCCUAUGAAUGUAAGAAAUGUGGAAAGGUCUUUAGUCAGAAUUCACAGUUUCUUCAACAUCAGAGAAUUCAUAUUGGCGAAAAAUCUUACGAAUGUAAGGAGUGUGGGAAAUUUUUUAGCUGUGGCUCACAUGUUACUCGACAUCUGAAAAUUCAUACUGGUGAAAAACCCUUUGAAUGUAAAGAAUGUGGAAAGGCCUUCAGUUGUAGCUCAUACCUUUCUCAACAUCAAAGAAUUCAUACUGGUAAGAAACCCUAUGAAUGUAAGGAAUGCGGAAAGGCCUUUAGUUAUUGCUCAAAUCUUAUUGACCAUCAGAGAAUUCACACUGGGGAAAAGCCUUAUGAAUGUAAAGUAUGUGGGAAAGCCUUUACUAAGAGCUCACAACUUUUUCAACAUGUGAGAAUUCAUACCGGUGAGAAACCCUAUGAAUGUAAGGAAUGUGGGAAAGCUUUCACUCAGAGCUCAAAGCUUGUUCAGCAUCAGAGAAUUCACACAGGUGAGAAACCCUAUGAGUGCAAAGAAUGUGGCAAAGCCUUUAGCAGUGGCUCAGCACUUACUAAUCAUCAGAGAAUUCACACCGGGGAGAAACCCUAUGAUUGUAAGGAAUGUGGGAAGGCCUUCACUCAGAGCUCACAGCUCCGUCAGCAUCAGAGAAUUCAUGCUGGUGAGAAACCUUUUGAAUGUCUUGAAUGUGGGAAGGCCUUUACUCAGAACUCACAACUUUUUCAACAUCAGAGAAUCCAUACAGAUGAAAAGCCAUAUGAAUGUAAUGAAUGUGGAAAGGCCUUUAAUAAAUGCUCAAACCUUACUCGACAUCUCAGAAUUCAUACUGGUGAAAAACCCUAUAACUGUAAGGAAUGUGGGAAGGCCUUUAGUAGUGGCUCAGACCUCAUUCGUCAUCAGGGAAUUCAUACUGAUGAAUAUUUCCAGCCUUGGCAGAGCAGCUCAGGCUCUUCAUCCCUACACAUCCCCACACAAGCAGUCAGUGGCUCCUUCUCCCAGGCAGCCACCGCCUUCAUCACAGUGGAGCAGAAGGUGCGAGUGUCAGGGCUGUUGCGUUGUGCGCAGCACCCCCUGGAGGAUGGCCCUGUCAAGAUGACACCGCCCCGCCGGACUGUGUCACAGCCUCAGAGCAGGAUCCCUUGCGGCACAGAGGGACUUGAGCAGGCCAAGGGCGGUCUACGCACACGCGCAGUGCUCAGUGCUCAGAUCACGCCGCGUGAGCAUCACCUGGGUAACGUACUCGGACAGGUUGGAAAAGUCCCUAGGUGUAUUGCCCCACGUUUCUCAAGAAGAAUCCUGACCUUCAGCCUUGGCUUCCCCAAGACUUAUCACCACGGCUUGAAGUUAUUCGGGCCUGAAGCAGAUCCUGGCAACAACCACGAAGCCCCUCCUGGAUGGAUGAUGGUUAUAGCCGGCAGCAGAUCAAAUACCUGCCGCUGGUGGAUCCCAGGUUGGCAGCAUGGAGCCCCUGCCGCUCUGUACUCCUUUCCACGCCCGGGCAUCGGCUGCUGGGCCUUCUGGGUCCGCCGCGCGGUUGGGCCUCGUUGGUUCCGUGAAACAGCGGCUCGUGAAGGCCCCGUGGCGGCCAGCAUGCCCAAGACUCCCAGGCCUGUGGAGGUGAGUCCUCCAGUUUUACUGGCCGAAGGCGGCGGAAGUAGCCAGGGGUCCCCGGAUCGUGCGAAAGGGGAACGGGGAUCGUGCGAAAGGGGAACGGGGAAAACCGAAGGUCUGGGGGAUCGCGGAAAACCGAAGGUCUGGGGGAUCGCGAGGUCUAAGGGGCGACGCAGGGGACAUCUUGGUUUUAUUGAAGUGAGGGUGGAUGGCUGCGACUGUGUGUCUCCAGGCAUCCUUGGAUGCUCAGUGAGUCAGGUUCACUUUUCACUGCUUCUUUCUUCUUCCCCAGCACUGCCUUCUGAGGGCUCUGCCCUUCUUCAGGAAGAGGAGGAAAUGCCCAAAUUACAGGAGCUGGUGACAUUCAAGGAUGUGACUGUGGACUUUACCCAGGAAGAGUGGGAGCAUCUGGACCCCUCUCAGAGGCACCUGUACAGUGAAGUGAUGUUAGAGAACUAUGAGAAUCUCAUCUCCGUGGGACAUCUGCUGUCCAAACCAGAAAUGAUUUCCCAUUUUGAACAAGAUGAUGUGUGGUUGGAGUUAAAAAUACCAAGAAGCUCCUAUUCAGGAGUCAGGGAUGAGAAUGAUGGGAUUCUCUCUUGGCGAGUAUCUCCAGAAGAAAAACCCUGUAGCUGUCCCCAGAGUGGCCAAGACUUCAGCCGGCCCAGAAAGCUUGUAAUUCACCAGCAAAUGCAGAAGGGAAAGAAGCUCUCGCCAUGUGACGGGUGUGGAGGAGCCUUCAGUGAAAGGACAACAGACCUUAACCUUCCUGUGCCCCUCCCAUGGGAAAAGCUCCACCACUGUGUGGAGUGGUCCAGAGUCUUCAACUCAGGAUCUGCUCUGAGAAGGCACAAGAAGGACCACAUGGGAAAGAAAGCUCACACGUGUGAGGAAUGUGGGAAGGACUUCAGCCGCAGCUCUAACCUCUCCAUCCACCGGCAGGUACACACGGGUGAGAAGCCCUACAGCUGUGGUGUGUGCGGGAGGGACUUCAGCUGCAGCUCCAACCUCUCUAUCCACCAGCGCAUCCACACAGGGGAGAAACCCUUCAGGUGCCGUGACUGUGGCAAAGACUUCAGCCGCAGGGCAGCCCUGCAGAUCCACCAGAGGGUCCACACGGGAGAGCGACCCUACUUGUGUGCUGUUUGUGGGAGGAACUUCAGACAUUGCUCGGCCCUCAAGAGGCACCAGAGGGUGCACACAGGGGAGAAGCCCUGUCUCUGUGCUGUGUGGGAAGGGCUUCAGUCAGAGAGUCCACCUGCAGACGCACCAGAAAAUGCACUGUAGGGAGAUGCGUCCAGGAUUGCGCUCCGCGCAUGCAGGUGCCUUCCAGAGCUGAGGGGAAUGCCAGGGCGUGGGAGCAGAGGUGCAUGGCAUGGAUCAGGCUUAAUGGUCCAUGGUGCUUUUUAGUGUGUACCCAGAAAGGAACAGAGAUUACGUGUGCCAGUUGAUAAAUUUUCACAUAGUGAACACUCCUGUGUCCAGCACUUGGCUGGAGAAAUGGAACAUUCCCAGCCCUCCCAGAAGACCCCUACUAGUUGCCUCUUUCCAUUCACGACCCCACAGAGGGAAUCACCGUCCUGACUUGUAAAACCACAGAUUAGUUUUGCAAGUUCUAGAAUAUCAUAUAAGUGGAAUUACAUAGUAUAUAAUCUUUCGUGUAGGAAGAUUUAUUCACUUAACAUCUGCAAGAAUCAUUCAUGUCGUUGCACGUAUUUAGAAGUUUAAUUUUAUUAUGUAGUAGUGUUCCACUGUAUGAAUGAACCACAGUUUGUCCAUUCAUCUGUUGAUGCACAUUUACAUUUGGGUUAUUUCCAGGUUUUGGUUGUUGUAAAUAAAGUUGCUGUGAAUAUUUGGUACACAUCUUUGUGUACCAAAUAUUCUUUAGUUUCUCUUGGGUAUAUACUUAGGAGUAGAGUUGAUGAGUAUACCAAAACUUUUAAAAACAGCUUAUUAAAAUCCAAAAAUACAUGAUUAAUUUUCACUACAUAUCAAUAUAUAUUAUGUCAUCAAUAGUAAUACUUUGUACAUUGGAUUUUUACUUAUACUUGGAAAUUUUCAAACAAACGUAGACAUGGAACAGUAUAUCAAACACUCAUAUCCCCAUCACCUAGCUUCAAUAAUAAAUUCAUGAUAAAUUCUGUUUUCCCUGUUCCGCCUUCCCUCACACACAAUUCUGAAGGAAGUUAAAGCAAAUCAUAGACUAGGAUAUUGUGCCAUCUGUAAAUACUUUAGUGUAGAUCUUAAAAAAAAGAUAUUAAAAAUUUUCUUUCAUAGAAUCACUCUUUUG